Passer montanus (Eurasian tree sparrow) is the source of this 1629-nucleotide messenger RNA. RefSeq names its product ubiquitin fold modifier 1 (gene UFM1). The transcript is spliced from 6 exons. Lineage: Eukaryota; Metazoa; Chordata; Aves; Passeriformes; Passeridae. Gene Ontology annotation, biological process: protein K69-linked ufmylation. Gene Ontology annotation, cellular component: nucleus; cytoplasm. The record is from RefSeq and is a predicted model, not a curated record. The coding region runs from base 87 to 344 and encodes 85 amino acids.
CUCGGGCAGCUCGGAGCCGGCGAAGGCCCCCGGUCUGCGGGCGGCGCUGACGUGUCGGUGGGAGCGGCGGCGGCCCCGGCAGCACCAUGUCCAAGGUCACCUUUAAAGUGACGCUCACCUCGGACCCCCGGCUGCCUUACAAAGUGUUAAGCGUGCCUGAGAGCACACCUUUCACAGCUGUCCUCAAGUUUGCUGCAGAAGAAUUCAAAGUUCCUGCAGCAACAAGUGCCAUUAUAACAAAUGAUGGUAUAGGAAUAAACCCUGCACAGACAGCAGGAAAUGUGUUUCUAAAGCAUGGUUCAGAUCUACGGCUCAUUCCCAGAGAUCGUGUUGGGAGCUCAUAACAUCUCCUGAAAGCUGAGGAAUAGGUGACAUUGCUGUGCAGCAGAGGUCUAUUUAUUUUGGAACUCCAAAAUGCAACUGAUGAAUUGGACUUUUUUAAAGCAAGCAGAAAUUACUUCCCAGGAUUUGAUUUUUUUUCUUUGUAAAUGGAGAUAAGGGUUCAUUUUCCUCUAAAAACGCAGUAACUCAUGCACUGAUUCUUUCCUGACUAGUAGAACAGGCUGAUUGCAUGUUAUGUUGCUGUAAGAAAGACAGACUUCUCUACAGGUGUUAUUGACACCACAAGAGUAAACACAGCCACCAUCAAUAGAUACUUAAAAUACUGGAUAUUGUUGAGCCUACAUCAUGAAAGGGAAAAUUUUUUAUGAUGUUGCUACAAAGAAAUUAUUCCUACUAUGUGCUAAAAGUUGGGGUUUUUCCUGUAUUUUUUUUCCUAAAGUUAUUUCCAUGUGAAGGGGAACAGCUUUCACCUGGCUCAAGUAUUGAUCUCAAGUAGAGGGGAAAUUUCAGGAGUUUAUUACUCAAAUAAAUAAACAGCCAAAUGUUCCAAAGUAAUUCUAAGAUUUAAUUGCUGCAAGUAUUUGAGAUCAAGGAGAAUGCAGAGAUUUUUGUGCUUUAAGACUUCAUUUUGACGUACUGUGAAGUUAAAUUAAACUCGGUUUCAGAGAAUUUGUGAGACCUAGUCUCCUCACAUGAAGUGCCAUCAGCUGGGAAGGAUUGAAGUGUAAUUGGGAAUGUGUAGACUGGUCAAAUAUGUCAUUCCUUUUUCAGUAAACUAAUGCUGGUUCUUUCCAGAAAUCUUGGUUUUGUUGCUGCCUGUUACAUGGAAAACAGCAUAGAAUUCACUGAAAUAUUUUGUUCAGAUUAGAAAUUGCCUUGUGUACACUAUAAGUUGUGUAUUUUAAGUAGAGAAGUUGCUGCUUUUCUUAAAGUAAUUGUCUAUGCUGUGAUUUAAUGUAUUUGGCAAAUUUUUACCAUAUUGCAUUUUUUUUUCUGUCUUCUACUGAGUUGAACAGAAAGAACAAUGGGUAUUGCAGUGCUUGGUUAAAUGGGUAUUCUCACAAAUACAACUGUCCUGUGCAAUCAUUGUGCUUUAGAAAGAUGUUCAGAUAAUGUGUCAGAUAAUGCAGAAGUACAAAAUGCCCUUCUGAGUGGGUGUAAGAUGAGGAAAUAAAGAAACUCUCCAGAAAUCAAUAUUUGCCUAUAAACAGCUUCCAAAUUUAAGAUAAACUGUAAAAUCCUGUAUUUUUCUUUACUUUAAUAAACAAUUAAAUGAAAAAGUGCAAA